AUGGAACGCACAGAUCCAAAGUCCAACACAAUGCAACACGAGGCGUCGCCGCAUCUCGAAUGGUCUGACGAAGCAGCCGUGACUAGUGACAUGCAAACCCACGAGCCUCUGCCUCGGAACAAUGCCACUGCGAGUCCACCGACCGGGAGCUUUCCGGGAAAGCUCAAUAUACCCUCGCGACCCAGGGCCAGCAGUGCUUUGAGGAACAAAUCCACGCCAUUCCCGUCUGGUCAUGCGACUUCUGCUCCUACAUGUUCAGCACUCGAGAGAUGGCAGACGACCACUGGCGCGGAUACGAGGGAGAGGGCUGAAUCGAUUCCGAGCAGAGCAUGGAUACCAUUCAUGGGACAACUGGCUCGAAACGCCGAUGAAUACGACUCGUCGUCCGAGCAUGACUUUCUCGAUCAUGGCGCGACCGACCAGCGUCAGACAAGGUCUGCGGACCAUGCCGGAAAAGUAGGCGUCAAAGAUGCAGCUGCCGAAGCAACCAGAAGCAGUGUAAUGAGAAGGGUUUUAGGGCGCAGUGAGCGCUCUAAAAGCACCGCGCGGACAAGGAAUGACGGUCGAUUGCGCAUUACCAUUCACGAGACUGCACACACUGGUUACGUGGCAAAUGCUCUUGGGGCUGUUGCCCACAGCAUGCGGCCCAAGAGGAAGACGGCUGGCGCAUCAUCAAACGCCAUAUGCUCGGCGGCUACUGCAACGCAACCGCGCCUCAACAUUGUAGUCAUGGUGGUCGGGUCUCGUGGCGAUGUUCAGCCAUUCCUCCGAAUUGGCAAGUACAUCAAGGACGAGUUUGGACACCGCGUCCGCAUCGCCACUCACCCGACCUUUCGGGAGCUUGUUGAAAAGGACUCUGGCCUGGAGUUCUUCUCUGUCGGUGGAGACCCUUCAGAGCUCAUGGCCUUCAUGGUAAAGAACCCAGGCAUGAUUCCUACUCUCGAGACCGUCAAGGCUGGUGAAAUCGGAAGACGGCGUGCCGCAAUGGCUGUAAUGUUUGAUGGCUUUUGGAGGGCCUGCAUCCACGCCACAGAAGAUGAAACGACGGAUCUCAAGUCCAAGACAAUGGAAGGAAGGAACGUCUUCAUUGCAGAUGCCAUCAUCGCCAACCCCCCUAGCUUUGCCCACAUCCACUGCGCCGAAGCUCUGGGUGUUCCUCUUCAUUUGGUUUUCACCUUCCCUUACACACCAACGCAGGCUUUUCCGCAUCCGCUGGCCAGCAUCAAGAAGUCCAAUGUCGACCAGGGCUACACUAAUUUCAUCUCAUAUCCACUUGUAGAGAUUAUGACUUGGCAAGGCCUUGGAGACCUAGUCAAUAAUUUCCGUGUCAAUACCCUUGCUCUAGAUCCUGUGUCUACCCUGUGGGCGCCGUGCGCGACGUACCGCAUGCGUGUACCAUAUACGUACCUGUGGUCACCGGCUUUGGUGCCAAAGCCAGAGGAUUGGGGCGGAGGAAAUCGAUGUAUCUGGGAUUUGGUCGACUUUCUCGAUGCAGGAGAACCUCCCAUAUAUAUCGGAUUUGGCUCGAUUGUAGUGGACGACGCAGAGCGAUUUACGGAUCUCAUUUUUGAUGCAAUAGAAACCGCUGGGGUGAGAGCCCUGGUGUCACGAGGAUGGGGCGGCCUCGGCCGAGAUGGCGUCAAGCUCCCCGACAACAUCUUGAUGCUUGACAACACACCCCACGAUUGGCUGUUCCCCAAGAUUAGGGGCUGUGUACACCACGGUGGCGCUGGCACAACCGCGAUUGGUCUGAAAUGCGGACUCCCUACCAUGAUUGUUCCUUUUUUCGGCGACCAGUAUUUCUGGGGUAGUAUGGUGGGCAAGUCUGGCGCCGGGCCUGAGCCCGUGCCUUUCAAGCAUUUGACGUCUCAGAAGCUAGCUGAGGGCAUCAAGUAUCUGCUUACUGAUGAAGCGAAAUUCGCCGCAGAGAAGAUUGCUGCGUCGAUUCGUGAAGAAGGAGACGGCGCCAGGAAUACAGUCGCCUCCUUCAACAAGCACUUGAGGCUCUACGGCCCUCCGACUCUCAGCUGCUCUAUAUUCCAGGCACAGGCUGCCAUCUGGAAGGUGAAGGGCACACACAUCAGACUUGGCGCAGUGGCAGCCCAAAUGCUCGUCGAGAGCGGUCAGCUUUGUUGGAAAAACGUACGACUCCUACGCCACACGGAAUGGAACGACUUUGAAGGUCCGGGUGAGCCCGUGACAGCCGUGGCCGAGUCGCUCAAGAAUUCUCUGCGAGACAUAUUUGGCGGCGUCGGAAGUGCUCCGAUUCGCCUUGGGAGGACGGCAAAGCAGCGGGUGCGGCACCACGUGAGGACAAUCAGGGAGAAAAGAACCAAGGCCGGUGACGAGGCCACGGGCGAGCAGGUCAAUGAAAAGGCCAUCGAAAUGCCGCCGGUAAAGACGCAGAACAACAGGGUUGACCAGGAAUCACCUCGCCACGUACCAGGACCGGACCAGUAUGCCACUGACAUAUGCAAGAGUCUUGGUCAGACGUUGCUAGCCAUUGCGAGGGCUCCGACUGGCCUUGUUGUUGCUCUUGCGCAAGGUUUUCACAAUGCGCCUAGACUCUACGGUGAUGACACGGGCGCGAAAAACGAGGGUGCAGUCGGCUUCCUAAAAGGAACGGCUAUGGGCAUGAGCGGGCUAGUCUUGAAGUCGAUAUCAGCCGUCGUCGGACCAGUUGGCUAUAGCAUGCAAGGCGUGUUGAAGCAGGUGCAGCGCCGACGGAGCCCGCAGAUAUUCAUAAGACGCGCUCGCAUUGCGCAGGGCCAACGCGACGUCCAGUCUAUGGAUGAGAAGGAGAGAAGGUCGGCACGGGACCAGGUGCUGGCGGGAUGGCAGACGAUGCAACAAUUGGCGCGGGAUAUUUCCGAUGACGAGGACAAGAGGGGCAUUGCCGGCCAGCUUGACAAGGUGUCACUUGACACGGGCUUGUUUUUCGUAAGCGUCGACAGGGCGCAAACUUGCUUGGAUGAAUUGAAGUCUGGCAAGAGCCUCGACGAGGUCAUGAUGGGGCUCAAGGACUGGAACUAUAAACCACAGGAUCCAAUGACGCUGAAGAAGGGGACCAGGGGUAGUAAAAGAUAG
Messenger RNA from Metarhizium album ARSEF 1941, 3087 nucleotides. Its product is annotated as UDP-glucose,sterol transferase. Bases 1 to 3087 code for a protein of 1028 amino acids. Gene Ontology annotation, molecular function: hexosyltransferase activity; UDP-glycosyltransferase activity. NCBI's taxonomy places the organism in Eukaryota, Fungi, Ascomycota, Sordariomycetes, Hypocreales, Clavicipitaceae. The record is from RefSeq and is a predicted model, not a curated record. The transcript is spliced from 3 exons. Gene Ontology annotation, biological process: carbohydrate metabolic process.